UAAACGCGAAAGAGGAAUAUUCAAAAUUUAGUCACCCGAUACAAAACAAGUUUUCUUAAAAUAUUUCAAAGUAUUUAAUUUCAAAUGCGAGACGAGCGGUAUGCGCGUACCGUAAAUAGGUUAUACAGCGCUCCAUUGAUCAUUUUACCUGUCUUCAUUGAUCUUAUCGAAGGUUAUGACUAGGUUGGCUUAUCUUUCCGUACUUACUCUUUAUUUUAAGUCUCAAUGGAAUUAAGAAAUAGCUGAUUAGGACUAUCAUGUUAUUUAGUGUUCAUUCAUGGAAAAUCUGCCGGUACAUACCAUGCAGCUCUAUGUCAAAAUAUUCUGUCGCCAUGUGCCCUGGCUCUCGAAGACUCAAAUCAACAAAAACUGCAUAUAUGGAAGAACCAGUACAGUCAAUAGAAGAUGCUCCAAAAUUACAGGUUGCCAGAGUAACCCCUACAAUUCCCUUUCCUGUUGGAAAAACAGUUGUACAUGAAAUCAAGAAAAAUCUAUCUCAAAUACAAAUGUCAGAAUGGUCACCUAUAAUAGUCGAUUACACUAAGCUUCACAAACAUUAUCUGAAAUUGUCAAAGAUUAGACUGACAUCUCUAGUUGUGGCCACAACUAUGGCUGGAUAUGCACUAGCUCCCGCACCAUUUGAUAUUUAUACAUUUGCCAUGUGUUCUCUUGGCACAGGCUUAGUGUCAGCUGCAGCAAAUGCGAUCAAUCAAUUUUUUGAAGUUCCUUUUGAUGCACAAAUGUCACGAACCAAAAAUCGUGUAUUAGUGCGUGGUCACCUGACAUCUGCUCAAGCAGUAGCAUUUGCAGCUGUUUCUAGUAUCAUUGGAUUAUCUAUGCUCUAUUAUGAAGUGAAUAGUGUAACAGCAGCAUUGGGUGCUACUAAUCUAGUUUUAUACACACUCAUCUACACCCCAAUGAAACGUGUCAGUAUUGUCAACACUUGGGUUGGCUCUGUUGUAGGAGCUAUACCUCCUCUUAUGGGCUGGGCAGGUUGUACUGGUAGUAUCAUGAUGCCGGGUGCUUUGAUCAUAUCUGGUAUCUUAUAUGCAUGGCAGUUUCCACACUUUAAUGCUUUAUCAUGGAACUUGAGGCCAGAUUAUUCACGUGCUGGCUAUCGAAUGAUGGCUGUUACAAAUCCAGAUUUAUGUCGUAAAACAACUAUGAGGUACACAGUGGCUCUGACUGGUCUAUGUUAUUUAGCACCUGUACUGGAUGUGACAAAUUGGUGGUUUGCAUUGGCUACGACACCACUCAACGUAUCUUUCCUUUAUCUAGCCUGGAAAUUCAGUGAACAUUCGGACAGCGCGAAUUCUAGAAAAUUAUUCCGAUUUUCAUUACUCCAUCUACCUCUGUUGAUGAUGUUGAUGCUUACAAGUAAGAAGUAUUGGAGUAACACGAAAAAACAAGAAGAUAAGCUCGUAUCUCAUAACGAGCAAGAAACGAAUUUAGGGACAGUUUUGACUACUAUCGCUCCGGCAACUUCGUCCGUGUAA
Molecule: messenger RNA, 1496 nt
Organism: Harpegnathos saltator (Jerdon's jumping ant)
Lineage: Eukaryota; Metazoa; Arthropoda; Insecta; Hymenoptera; Formicidae
Gene: Cox10
Product: Cytochrome c oxidase assembly factor 10
Exons: 7
Coding region: 258-1496 (412 amino acids)
Biological process (GO): heme A biosynthetic process
Cellular component (GO): membrane; mitochondrion
Molecular function (GO): protoheme IX farnesyltransferase activity
Source: RefSeq, a predicted model, not a curated record